Molecule: messenger RNA, 6470 nt
Organism: Solanum lycopersicum (tomato)
Lineage: Eukaryota; Viridiplantae; Streptophyta; Magnoliopsida; Solanales; Solanaceae
Product: protein REDUCED CHLOROPLAST COVERAGE 1-like
Biological process (GO): organelle organization
Cellular component (GO): cytoplasm
Molecular function (GO): protein binding
Source: RefSeq, a predicted model, not a curated record
UCUUCUUCUACUUUCUUUCUAUUUUCCAAUUUUCAAAACUCUUUACUCAUUUCUUCCUUAUCUAUUUUAGACCUUCGACCCCCCCACUCUUUAUUAAAAAUAAAUUCCCAGUCUUAUCAUAUACACUACUUCAUAUUUUAUACAAUCACAUUUAUAGCCUCAGGUGUCUACGUGCUUACUUCCUUGUCAUACUUGUUAUUCAAUGAAGCGUUAAUUACCCCUUAUUCGUUUAAGCAGCGAGCGCACUUGUCCAAACUUCAAUUUUCCUAUAUAUCAGGUGUAGUAUAUAUAAAAGAAUUUGAAAGUUUGAGUUUAACAAAUGGCACCCAACAAGAAUGGUCGUGGCAAAACAAAGGGAGACAAGAAGAAGAAAGAAGAGAAGGUUCUCCCAGUUGUAAUGGAUAUAACGAUAAACCUUCCGGAGGAGACUCAAGUUAUUUUAAAGGGAAUAUCUACGGAUAGAAUUAUCGAUGUUCGUCGAUUAUUAUCUGUCAAUACAACAACUUGUAAUGUCACUAAUUUCUCACUGUCUCAUGAGUUAAGGGGUCCACGUUUAAAAGAAACAGUGGACGUUUCCGCACUGAAGCCCUGCAUCCUGACUCUUAUCGAAGAGGAAUACGAUGAAGAAAGCGCAACGGCGCAUGUUAGAAGGCUGUUGGACAUCGUCGCUUGUACAACGAGUUUUGGGCCGUCGGGGACUAGUGGUAAAGAGUUGAAAACUGACUCUUGCAAGAAUGCGCGAGGUGUGCAGGAUAACAAGAAUGCUAAGAAAUCCAACAAGGUUCGUGGGAAUGAUAAGUCAUCGUCGCCGCCACAAACGCCAACUCCGGUGGCGCAACAGCUGGGUAAAGAUGCGGGAUCGGAAGAAGUUGAUGGAGAGAUGAGCAAUACUUGCCCUAAGAUUGGAAGCUUCUAUGAGUUCUUCUCGCUUUCUCAUCUCACGCCUCCUCUUCAGUUCAUAAGAAGAGCAACAAGACAACAAGAUGAUGAAGUUUUGCCAGAUGAUCAUCUUUUCUCUCUUGAAGUGAAACUUUGUAAUGGAAAGCUGGUUAUUGUUGAAGCUUGCAAGAAAGGAUUUUACAACUUUGGAAAGCAGGGGAUUCUUUGUCACAAUCUUGUUGAUUUGUUGAGACAACUCAGUAGAGCAUUUGACAAUGCAUACGAUGAUCUCAUGAAAGCAUUCUUGGAGCGUAAUAAGUUUGGGAAUCUUCCAUACGGAUUCAGAGCCAACACAUGGCUUAUACCACCUGUGGCAGCACAGUUGCCAGCUAUUUUUCCACCUCUACCUGUGGAGGAUGAUACCUGGGGAGCAAAUGGAGGUGGUCUAGGCCGAGAUGGAAAAUUUGAUUCUUUACCUUUUGCCAAUGAAUUUUUGAAUGUUGCAUCCAUGGCUUGUAAGACAACAGAGGAGAGGCAGAUCAGAGACAGGAAGGCUUUUAUUCUUCAUAGUUUAUUUGUUGAUGUCGCCAUUUUACGAGCCAUUUCAGCUGUAAAGCAUGUCAUGGAGAAAGUUAAACCAGCUCAUUGUGAUUUGAAUGGAGAAAUCAUUUAUAAUGAGACAGUUGGGGACUUGAGCAUAUUUGUUACCAAAGAUUCUUCAAAUGCUAGCUGCAAAGUAGAUACCAAAAUUGAUGGAUUUCAAGCAACUGGAAUAGCUAUGAAGAAUCUGAUGGAAAGAAAUUUACUGAAGGGGAUAACUGCUGAUGAAAAUACUGCUGCCCAUGAUAUUGCUACUUUAGGUGUUCUGAAUGUAAGACAUUGUGGUUAUAUUGCAACUGUAAAAGUUCAAGGAAAAGAAAAUGACAAAGUGGGCAGCCCACUGCAAAGCAUGGAACUUGCUGAUCAGCCUGAUGGUGGUGCAAAUGCCCUCAAUAUCAACAGUUUACGCUUGCUCCUUCACAAGAAAGUGGACAACAAGGUAAUGCAUUCAAAACCUUCAGAAACUGAAGAGCCUAAUUGCUCUCAGGCAUUUGUAAGGAGAAUACUAGAAGAGAGUCUUACCAAACUUGAAGAAGAGAAAAUAGAAGGUGACUCUUUCAUCAGAUGGGAACUUGGUGCAUGCUGGAUACAGCACUUACAAGAUCAGAAAAAAUCAGAAAAGGACAAGAAACCCUCCGCUGAGAAGAAAAAAAAUGAGAUGAAGGUUGAGGGACUUGGAAUACCUCUUAAGUCCCUUAAGAACAGAAAGAAGAGCACAGAUGGAACUAACAUGGAAUCCCAGUCAGAAAGCUUCAAAUCUGCCGCAGAUGGUGUUGGAGGGGGAUCAGAAAAACCUGUCCUGCAGUCUGGGGAGUCUCAGUUUGAGACAGAUACAGAUCAAAAUCAGGUCGUCCUCAAGGCAUUGUUGUCUGAUGCUGGCUUUACAAGGUUGAAGGAGUCAGAGACUGGACUUCACCUUAAGUCUUUGGAAGAGCUGAUUGAUCUGUCACAGAAGUACUAUAAUGAAGUUGCCCUGCCAAAGCUGGUGGCUGAUUUUGGCUCUUUAGAACUCUCACCAGUAGAUGGUCGAACCUUAACUGAUUUCAUGCAUACCCGAGGUCUACGUAUGCGUUCUCUUGGACAAGUAGUUAAACUUUCUGAGAAGUUAUCACAUGUGCAAUCUCUUUGUAUACACGAGAUGAUAGUCCGAGCUUUUAAACAUAUUCUUCAAGCAGCUAUUGCAUCAGUUGUUGACAUUGAAGAUAUAGCUGCGAUAAUUGCUGCUGCCUUGAAUAUGAUGCUUGGGGUACCUGAAAAUGAUGAUUCAAAUGAGUACGGUGUUGAUUCUUUGAUCUGGAGAUGGCUGAAAUUAUUUUUGAAGAAGAGAUACGAAUGGGAUGUUGGCAGCCUGAACUACAAAGAUAUGAGGAAAUUUGCUAUCCUCCGUGGUUUAUGCCAUAAGGUGGGAAUUGAACUGGUUCCAAGAGAUUAUGAUAUGAGUUCAGCAAGUCCUUUUCAGAAAGUAGACAUUGUCAGCCUAGUACCAGUGCAUAAGCAAGCUGCUUGCUCUUCUGCAGACGGAAGACAGCUUUUGGAAUCAUCCAAAACAGCUCUGGAUAAGGGAAAACUUGAAGAUGCGGUCAGCUAUGGGACUAAGGCUCUUGCCAAGCUGGUCGCAGUAUGUGGUCCAUACCAUCGAAUGACAGCUGGAGCUUAUAGCCUUCUUGCUGUUGUUCUGUAUCACACCGGUGAUUUUAAUCAGGCCACAAUCUAUCAGCAAAAGGCCUUGGACAUAAAUGAAAGAGAGUUGGGCCUUGAUCACCCAGACACUAUGAAAAGUUAUGGUGAUCUUGCAGUUUUCUAUUACCGACUUCAACACACAGAGUUGGCUCUCAAGUAUGUAAAACGAGCUCUUUAUUUGUUGCAUCUCACAUGUGGCCCCUCCCAUCCAAAUACUGCGGCGACAUAUAUAAAUGUGGCUAUGAUGGAGGAAGGGCUCGGUAAUGUGCAUGUUGCUCUCAGAUAUCUCCAUAAAGCUUUGAAGUGUAACCAAAAGUUACUCGGUCCAGACCAUAUUCAGACAGCUGCAAGUUAUCAUGCUAUAGCAAUUGCCCUCUCUUUGAUGGAAGCUUAUCCUUUGAGCGUUCAGCAUGAGCAAACAACCUUGCAGAUACUUCGAGCAAAGCUUGGUCCAGAUGAUCUUCGCACACAGGAUGCUGCUGCAUGGCUUGAGUAUUUUGAGUCGAAGGCUUUUGAACAGCAAGAAGCUGCUCGAAAUGGAACUAAGAAGCCUGAUGCAUCAAUAGCCAGCAAGGGUCAUUUGAGUGUGUCAGAUUUGCUCGACUACAUUAAUCCAAGUCCAGAUGCCAAAGGGAGAGAUGUUGGAUCAAAAAGAAGAGGUUUUGUCUCAAAGGCUCUUAUUUCUCAGGUGAAGGGAAAAUCUGAUCAAAACAAUGUUGCCAUACCAAACUCUGACACUUUUAAAGAUGUUCCAAAAGAAGAGACAGAUGAAAAGAAACAAAUUGUCGAAGAUCACACUGAUCCCAAGAUGAAUAUGGAACCUGUUGACACUGUAAUUGAAUCCCAUCACAAUGGAGAUGGAGGAAUUACUGAGAACAAACCCAUCCAAUCUGGACCAUUGUUAAAGGAAACUUCAAUUGAGAAGUCUAUGGUCCGUGAAGUCUUAUCUGAACCUUCUGCUGAAGCAGAAGAUGGAUGGCAGCCAGUGCAGAGACCAAGGUCAGGUGGUUUCUAUGGACGAAGACGAAGGCAGAGGCGUCAAACCAUCAGCAAGGUUAUUGGUUACCAGAAAAAGGACCCAAUUUCUGAUGUUGAUCAUGCUAAAUUGAAGAAUAACUAUCAAGCUAGUAAAUAUUAUGUCUUAAAGAAACGGACAUCACCAGGAAGCUAUGCAGAUUAUUACUUAGCAAAAAGUCAGGCUUCUGGUACCAAACUUGGUCGAAGAGUCAUAAAAGCUGUAGCCUACCGUGUGAAGUCUGUGUCAUCUUCUGUCAGAGAUGCUGUUCCUGAGAUCUCCACAACUGGAGGAGAUUUGUUAAAUACUUCAUCAGAGCAGGUCCAAGUUUCUGCAACAAAGGAGGUUGGAUCACUAUCAAAGAGAAGUUCAAUAGUAAACCUAGGAAAAUCUCCUUCCUAUAAGGAAGUAGCACUUGCCCCGCCAGGUACCAUUUCUAUGUUGCAGGAGAGAGUUUCUGAAGAUGAAAUUCCUGAUAACCCAGACGUUAUGAAACUUGAAAAGGAGAGCAAUGGAGCAGAAGAAAAUUCCAAAAUAAUGGGAAGAGAUGCAGAAUCCAUGGAGAAAGAGAACAUUCAGGAUCUAGUUGCAAAUUCUUCUGAUCAUGUAAAAAGUGAAACAGUAGAUACUGACAGUAAAGAAGAAAUUCAAAUGAGUGAUCUCAAAGGUGGUGAAAUUUCAGAUCUGAUAUCUGCAAAUGCAUCUAUUCAACCCGGCCAUGUUGAUGUUAGUCCAAUGGAACAGGGUAGUGUCAAGACUCAUAAUGUCCCUACUUCUGACAAUUCUCCCAAAGCGGAUCCCUGUGAAAAGGACUCAUCAAGCAAUUUAAAUCCUGGCGUUAUCUCAAAUAUGACCUUGCAAGAUAUGGAUCAUCUGAAGGUAAAAUCUGCGUCAUCUCAUGCAAGUGAUGCCAGUCGAGAAUUGUCCAGAAAGCUAUCUGCAUCAGCAGCACCAUUCAGCCCUUCCCCAGCUGUUCCCCGCGGUACCCCAUUACCUAUGAACAUUAAUCUCCCUUCUCCUCCUGGAACACGACCACCGAUUGGUCCUUGGUCAGUGACCAUGUCUCUUCAUCAAGGACCACCGACCAUCUUGCCUAGUCCAAUGUGCUCCUCCCCUCAUCACCUGUACCCUUCACCUCCACACACCCCAAACAUGAUGCACCCAUUGCGCUUUAUCUACCCUCCGUAUUCUCAACCCCAGACGUUACCUCCAAAUACAUUCCCCAUGAGUAGCAGCACUUUCCAUCCGAAUCAUUAUGCUUGGCAAUGCAAUAUAGCUCCUAAUGCAUCAGAGUAUGUUCCUGCCACAGUUUGGCCUGGCUGCCACCCAGUCGAGUUUUCUAUCUCACCACCUGUGAUUGAGCCUAUAACUGACUCAAUUUCCUCUGCUAAGGAGAUAUCUGAUAAUCCUGAAAAUAUUACUUUGACAACAAGCUUACUAGUUGAUCUCAACACCGGGGAUGAAGUCAAGGAAGAUGUAAAUCUUCCAGCAUCAGAAACAGUGGAGAACAUAGCUGCAGUUGUACCAGAAAAAGAGAGAGCAAGCAACACUCCAGAUUCACAUUUUGUUACCUCGUCUAGUGAUCAAUCAAAAGAGGGCAGUGGAUCAAAUCAUGUGCAAAGAAAUCUUACGGAGACGGAUAAUGAGAAGACCUUCAACAUUUUGGUACGGGGCCGGAGGAAUCGCAAACAAACUCUAAGAAUGCCUAUAAGUUUGCUCAAGAGACCAUAUUCUUCUCAGCCCUUCAAAGCUGUAUAUAGCAGGGUAAUAAGGGAGACUGAGGUUCCCAGCUCUACCAGCUUUGAUCCACAUGAACAUGGCAUAACGACUGCUACUUGAGGCUGUUUCUAUGUCUUUUACGAGAUAAUACUAGCAGAAUGGUCUAUUGAAGCUGAGUAUACAUAUCUGUUGGUCGUAUAUCAUGACUGCUGGACUUUAUUGCUGUUCCAAUUCUCAUGACUAUGAUGUUAGUUGGCUUUCAGACUAUGCCUCAGUUUAACUUGAAGGUUUACUUCUCAACAUACUUUUUGAUGCUAAGGAGUUGUCUUUUCUGUGUAAGCUUUACAGUUUGGCUAUAACAUUGUCUUUUUAGGAGCAUACUGCAAUAUAGAAUUAAAUUGUCGUCUUGUUUCUCAGUUGCUAGUGAUUAUUGGUUUCACUGACUUGUAUACAUAACCAAAUUAUUCUUCAACUGCUCCAACAAAGUAUAUCUGCAUCUGAUUUAGGACUUGCAGAGUUGUAUGCAAUGCAUUCUUCUAUAAGUUCAAUCUAAAAUGAUCUGGAAAGAAUUCUGAGA